This is a messenger RNA of Rhineura floridana, 3079 nucleotides long. RefSeq names its product sodium/potassium transporting ATPase interacting 4 (gene NKAIN4). The transcript has 7 exons. The record is from RefSeq and is a predicted model, not a curated record. Lineage: Eukaryota; Metazoa; Chordata; Lepidosauria; Squamata; Rhineuridae. Gene Ontology annotation, biological process: regulation of sodium ion transport. The coding region runs from base 219 to 845 and encodes 208 amino acids.
GGGAGCAGCUGUUGGCUGCGCUCAAGCCCGGCUGCUUCCCAGAAAGAGAAAGAAAGGAAGGAGUCGGGAAGAGCUUUGCCGGCCAGCCUCUCUCUCUCUCUCGCAGCCCGCGAGCUCUCAGCAAGGCGACGCUGAACUUUCGGAGAUGGUAGAAGAGAGAUCGCGGUGAGUCUCUGUUGGGUGAGGCGCCGGCGGGGUGCCCACGAGGCUCGGGAAGGAUGGCAUGCUGCACCGGGCGCUGCACGCUGAUCUUCCUCUGCACUUUACAGCUGCUGGCUGCCUUAGAGAGACAAGUGUUUGAUUUCCUGGGAUACCAGUGGGCUCCAAUUCUUGCCAAUUUCCUCCACAUCAUCAUUGUCAUCCUUGGCCUGUUUGGAACAAUCCAGUAUAGACCACGCUACAUUGUGGUGUAUGCCAUCUGGACAGCCAUCUGGGUCACCUGGAACAUCUUCAUCAUCUGCUUCUAUUUGGAGGUUGGCGGCCUUUCGAAGGACAGUGAGCUCUUGACCUUUAACAUCUCCCGGCAUCAGUCCUGGUGGAGCGAAAAUGGCCCUGGCUGUGUCAGAAAGGAGACGCCCAUGGCCGGCAUCAAGGGCUUGGACAGUCAUUCCUACGUCUCUGUGAUUGGUUGCGCUUUGGAGUAUCGCUACAUCGAGGUCAUGCACAGCGCAUUGCAGAUUCUGGUGGCGCUGGUGGCCUUCGUCUAUGCCUGUUAUGUUGUCAGUGUUUUUACAGAAGAAGAAGACAGCUUUGAUUUCAUUGGUGGAUUUGAUCCAUUCCCUCUCUACCAUGUCAAUGAAAAGCCCUCCAGCCUUUUGUUCAAGCAGACAUACCUGCCUGCGUAAGUGACAAGGACCCAGAGACUGGACAGACUGACAUCAUCCAUCCAUCCAGAACUCGACUGCAAAAUAUCCCAGAUGUGCGACAAAAGCAGCAGCAAAGGGAUGGGAGACACAUUCCACUUACUAGGACAUGCAAACACACAAACACACACACACCAAAACAAGAUGACUGUACUCUGGCAAGUGGGCACUCGGGCCAAAAUAUUGUUUUGCUGACCGGCCAUUUAUGCCAAGGCCUCUUCCUUGUACUGGCUCAUUAGUGGACUUCCAGGUUUUGCUGUGAAUGAACGAAAGAAUGAAUGAAUGAAAUGGAAAGGAAGUAUUAUUUCCCUCUUCUGCCUCACUCCAUUGAGAAUCAGAAGAAGGCAUUUGGAAAAUCUCCAUUGAUUCUGUAACCUUCCCUUUUGCAGGAGCAUCCUUGAGUGUGCUUAACUUCCAAGAUAUCACGGCUUACACUUCAUUUUAAAUGGACCAAUCCAGUGGAGGCUGGUGCUCGUUAGGACUGGGAGGGCAGACGGCAGGGAGGCCUUCAGUAGGUGGAGCCAGAGAAAAUGGAUGGCACAGCUAGAGCCAAUGAUGGGCGGAGCCAAAUCUGCUUUUGUCCCCAUCCUUCCUCCUACUGAAUUCUACAAAGGUAAUACUGAGGAGGCCAGUGCCACUCCGUAGACCGGUGGAGGCUGGUCCAUUAGGGCAAAUGGGGCAGUGCCCCACCACCUUCAGUCUCCCCUCCAGCCAGCCCUCCACUUGUUUGUUUUCUUAUUUACAGCCAUUCCAGAGGGUGUCCACAGCUAUCAGUUUUCUCUUUGUUGUCCUUAGUCUGUGUGUUGCCCCUUGUAGAACUCAGCAGGGAGGAGGGUGGGGCCAACACUAGAAUUAGUUGGCUCUGUCUGUCAUUGGCUCCGAUGCCACCUACUAUUGGGCUCCCUGUCUUUUGCCCUACCAGUCUCACCAGCCACCACUGCCCUAGACUGGUGGUAAGUAAUGAGGUAGACAGGUGGGGGUCUGGCUGAAGGCAGACUGAGUUUGGUGGGGUGGUGUCCCACUUGCUCUAAUGGGCCAGGCUCUACUACUCCAUUUCCCCAGACUCCAAAUCCACCUCAGUUUCCCAUAAUGGACAAGGUGUUGGUUGAACCUACAGUUUAAUGGAUGGCGGUGGUUGUUUUCUAGAUGCCAUAGGAAAAUUAUUUACAAUCCAGUUCUCGACCCCACCCCUAGCCACUCCCUUUCCACCUUCAGUUCCACUCAGCAAUCUCUACUGCUAGAAGUUUAAAACUGGUUAGAAAACCUCCAUGGAUUCUAAACACCUGAGAGACAGUGGUACUGUAGCCAUAUAUUAUACUCCAGAUUCAUCUUUGAUCUAUUGAGAAGGCCUGACUUGAUCCUCAUUUACUGUGUUUAACUCAAAACUAAGGGGAUGUACGUUAGCUUAACCCAACAAAACUAGAUUGGUUUAACAUGGUCAUACAUGGGAGAAAUUAGGUAACACGGAAGAGAAAUGACCAGCAGCAACACUGGUUCACUCAACCCAAACUUGGACAAUGGUGCAGUUAGCACAGUCAGCCCUGAGUGGCAACAGCUCUCCAGCUCUGCCAUCUGAUCUGUUUUAACUGGAGAUGCCAGGGAGUGCGGCUGAAGCCUUCUGGCUGUUUUCUCACUGUACUUCAUCCCUUCCCAAUUGGACACAUAUCAGCACUGUUGUUAUAGGUCCAUGGAGUCCCCAAGCAUGCAUUGCAGUGAGUGUCUCUGUCUAAGGAUGGAGCUAUGGGGGGGAAGGGCUCAGUGGCAGAACUCAUGCUUUGCAUACAGAAGGUCCCAGGUUCAAUCCCUGGCAUCUCCAGGGUUGAGAAUGUUUCCUGCCUGAAACCCUGGAGAACAUCUGCCAGCCAGCCUAGACCAGCCUUUGUCAACCAGGUGCUCUCCAGAUGUUUUCAAUCACAACUACUGCCAGUCCCAGUCAGCAUGGAGAAGGCUGAUGCGGACGCUACUGAACUAGAUCUAAGGCAGCUUCCUAUGAGUAGCCUGUGAAGCGGCUCAGAACACAUGGUGGUGCAGUCCACACGUCACUGGCCAUGUGCAUUUGCAGCUUAUGGUAUCCAUACAUCAUUAAAGUACUCACCACUUCCACUUUCCCCAUGAGUUGACCAAGAGAAGGGUUUAUUUGUGCUGGAGAAGAGGGUUGAUUGAAGUACCCCUGAGUUUGUUCUGUGUCAUAUGUGCGGAACCUUUGGGUCUUCAGA